This is a messenger RNA of Batrachochytrium dendrobatidis JAM81, 1616 nucleotides long. RefSeq lists its product as uncharacterized. The transcript has a single exon. NCBI's taxonomy places the organism in Eukaryota, Fungi, Chytridiomycota, Chytridiomycetes, Rhizophydiales. The coding region runs from base 1 to 1602 and encodes 533 amino acids. The record is from RefSeq and is a predicted model, not a curated record.
AUGAGCCAUUCACAGACCCCAUCAGAGUCACAGUCCAUCUCUGGUGCAUCUGGAUAUUCUCCGUUUGAUUCCUAUGGAUCUAUUCGACCAUCCUACCCUUAUCAGUCCAGUCAUUCAUACGCAUCUCGCCACGGAGUGCCAGCAACAAUAGAUUCAAAUCAACUGCAGCUCAGAAGGAGCAUGUCAUCGCUUCAUGACCCUUCUGAGCCAAUGGCUCGCCAAGGUUCUAUUUAUAAUGGAGCACCAUCCUAUGCACUACCAAAUUACUCUAGUCCCAGCACUUUGGAACAUAGUAAUGAUACGGCAUAUCGUAGCUCCUACCAACCACCACCAGAAAGGUACUCAUCUUCAAGCAGUAUGGUGAAUGGUGUGUCUGGCCAUCGAAGACCAUCACUAUCUUCUAUUGCAAGCUCAAUAGCACCAUUGACGACAGACACCACACUUAGACAGCCGAAUGUCUAUUAUGGGGACCGCCAAGCAGAUUCUACUAUUCCGCAUCGUCCGCUGAGCAACGCUAGUUCCUAUUCACGUAUGAGGUCGCAGGAAUCGCUUUCAUCGGCUCAAUCUCAUCACUCUGAGAUCCCCUAUUAUCAGCAACAUUCAAGAGGGUAUAGAGAGAGUCAUGCUUAUCUUGCGCCGUCCUCUCUGCAGCCUGGCGUUCCCACUGGCACCAACCGCGUAUCGGAUAGAUAUCAAUCGCAUCAUCCUGCUCAGCAACCACCAUCAGCCCGUCAUCUGAGCAGCAACGAUCAGUAUCACUCCCAUCAACAUCAGUCUUCUCAUCCAUCUCCUCGUAGCCAGUCUGCAUUUAGUGCAUAUAAACCUCGACUAUACCCUUCAGAUAAACAACAUGGCCCACUAUCAGGUACUCGAGUUAUUUCAAACCCACACGAUGUACCAAAUGUAGAUCCAAAACAGCCUUCCUUGUCCAAUGAUAGAUACAGCUCCUCGUCAAAGUCUAAAAAUUCAUUGCAUUUUAAUCCUGUAACUACUACGCCCAAGCCAUCACAACUCAUUUCAUCUGCUUCACAAAGCUCAACUCAGCCGAGCAUUCCACUUCCAAGCGUGAUGAGAGAGCAUUCAAAAUUCAUAGAGUCUAUACUAAAGUCUUCGUUGCAGCCAACAAACACGCAAAGGAGUACGAUUGGCGAUACACAGGGUUUGUCCACAGAGCCAUCUGCAAAUUCUCAGUCUCGACAAACCACAGAUCAAACACAUAAUGAAGAUUGCACCACACCAGUCCCAGUUCAUCGCAACUCUCCAACAUCAAGUCCAACUCAAGCAUGGGCUACAGACCCAUCAACUGCUCUUGGAAACUCUAAACCACUUGGAGCAUCCAUGACAUCAGUCUCCGCUGUUGUUUCCAAUAAUGAACAUGCCAAGCCGUCAUCACUAUCUCAACAUCCUACACACACACGCGAUCAAGAGUCAGACUUUAAGUCGGAUCAUUUAGCCAAGUUGCAGAGUAUUACCUUGGAAUUGUAUCGUACGCUUUCAAAUGCUUCAAUGCAGGGACUAGGAGCUCAUGAAUGUCUUUUAUUAAAGGGGAAAGUGGAACUGCAACAGCAAUUUAUUACCCACAUCAUCAGAUCAUUGAAAUGAAAAACUUAAUCAAA